Messenger RNA from Manacus vitellinus (golden-collared manakin), 4310 nucleotides. RefSeq names its product zinc finger DHHC-type containing 12 (gene ZDHHC12). NCBI's taxonomy places the organism in Eukaryota, Metazoa, Chordata, Aves, Passeriformes, Pipridae. The transcript is spliced from 4 exons. Gene Ontology annotation, molecular function: protein-cysteine S-palmitoyltransferase activity. The record is from RefSeq and is a predicted model, not a curated record. Gene Ontology annotation, biological process: protein targeting to membrane; peptidyl-L-cysteine S-palmitoylation. Gene Ontology annotation, cellular component: Golgi apparatus; endoplasmic reticulum. Bases 1 to 615 code for a protein of 204 amino acids.
AUGGAAAUGAACACAUGGAAUAACCACAUUGGAAAGACUGGAGUUAAUGCAGCAGGGGAGGCUGAAGGACAGGGCCUGGUGAUCCCCCAGGCUGUGGGUGAUGUGAAGCUGCGGCGCUGUGGUUACUGCCUGGUGAAGCAGCCCAUGAGAGCCAGGCACUGCCAGCUGUGCCAGCACUGCGUGCGGCGCUACGACCACCACUGCCCCUGGAUCGAGAACUGUGUGGGAGAAAGGAACCACCCCCUCUUCAUAGCCUACCUGACUGUGCAGCUGGUGGUUCUGCUGUGGGGAGGCCACGUUGCUUGGUCAGGCCUCUACUUUCAACAGUCCUGGGAAUGGCUGAAGUACAACAUUUUCCUCCUGCUCUCCUUCCUCCUGAUAGUCAUAUUCACCACUGUGGUCCUGCUGCUGCUUGUUUCCCACCUGUACCUCAUCUCGUGCAACACCACAACCUGGGAGUUCAUGUCCCACCACCGCAUCUCCUACCUGCGCCACUCCGAGCUGGAGAAUCCCUUUGACCAGGGGAUAAUCCUCAACCUCUGGAGAUUCUUCUGCUCACGCCACCUCACUGCAUGGGAGCAAAUCUAUUUCCACAGGAACAGUGAGCCUGUCUAGUCCCAGGAGUACCAACACACCUGCAGGUUGCUGGGCAGAGCUUUGCUCGUGCAAUUGCUGCUGCUUCCUUGCACUGAACUUUAACACAUCACGGACUGUGCAACCUGCUCCACAACCUGCUCGUCCUGCAAAGUACAUUUCAGGAAUAGCCAGGGUUAUUUUUUAUAUACAAAUAACACUGUUAAAGAUGAGACACUGGUUCUGGGAAGGCCAAGGCCAGCAGAGCUGAUUUCUGGUCUGAGCAAAGGUAUCUCUCUAAAUUUAUUUCCUUUUCUUAAUUGCAUCCACAUCUCCUGAAGAAUUCUCUUCCCUGAGGUCUCCCUUUCCUUUUGCUGCUAGGAAAAAGCAGCAAUUACAGACAAAACCAGCCAGGUUCAAUAUAAUUCCUGUGGCCUUUCUUCAGCCUAGUUCUGACUGUGAGAACUACAGUGCCUUUUGUCAGUAGUACUGGGCAUGAAACAAAUACUUGAGUAAAUAUUUAGACAGUCAAAAGCAAAUUUCAUUUCAUCCACAUGCCUCAAGUUAAUGCUUUCCACAAAGCUUUGAGGCUUAACACUGUUAAUGUGCAUGAGAAACAGCUGUAAGACACCCAAUUCAGCUUAUGAGAUAAUUAGCCUGUACUUUGUGAUGCCCUGAGCAGCUUCCUCACAGCUUUUUAAGUUGAUGCUGCUGUUACCAAUUCACAGGCUAUUUUGAACUAAGUCAGCAAAGAAUAAUACCAUCCACUUUUCUCUGGAUAGAAAAGUUAUGCUUGGCUACUGAGUUAUUGGUAAAACUACUACUACCUCAACAUACUAGUGAGAUUUUAAUAAAAGAAUACAAUUUCAGUGCAAGGGGAAAGCUGCCAGGUCCUGGUGGAUGAGACGAGGAGUGCUGACAGCUUCCAGGACAGCAGCAAGUGUACUUGUUUUCCAUUGAAAUAAAAGGUCAUACUUCAAUUUUCCAUGGGAUAUUAAAAGGAAGUUUGGGAUGGCCAACUUCAGCUUUAAAAACAGAGAAGGCUGUGGUGUCAAUUUUAGUCCUGACCCUUUUCUGUUAAAAAAACAAAACAAAACAAAACAAAAAACAACCAAACACCAAAAAACACCACAACAAAAUGUUAGUUAAAAUUAUUUUGUGCCUUAAUUGCCUUGGCUCAGGAACUGACACCAGCUCAGGAGCACAUCUGGCAAGCCAGGAGGAUGCACUCGGGGUUUAAAGUUAAUGAACACUCAUGAAAGAACAGUGUAGUCACUAACACAGCAUGACAGUCCAAAAGCAGUUCAAAACCAGCAAAAGAUUCCUUUUUAGACCAAGUCCAGAGUUUGUGAUCAGUUCCCAGCCUGGUUUGUUCAGGGUAGAAGCUCUUAUGAGGGAUAUAAAAACACUAAGGGUUGGUUUUGUGACACUGUAAUAGCAUCCAGAAUGGAUUCUGUAGUUUGUUGGUGUCACUGUGGUGCCUGCUGAAGUCUGGAUCACCUUUUCUGGUUCUUAAGGUGUCAGUCAAGUAGAAAUUUGUCAGCAGGUACUACAGCUCAAAGCACAGUUUUGCUCUCUUUGGUAAUUACUUUUAAAAAGCACUGGGAUGAUAACUUUCCUUUUUUUUUUACUCUAAAUUAUAAAAUAAAAUAUUAAAUAUGCGUUCUUUAAUUCUUUAUGCCUCUCUCUUUGAACCCAAGUUCUAGGUUUCACCUGUGCUAACAAUCCACUGUGCUACUUCCCACUUCACAGUGGCCUUGACCUUAAGAAAAGCCACAAAACACACCAGAGGGGCCAACAGCCAACUGUUACCACUCAAACAGCAGCAAGGAAAACGUGUAUCCUGCUCCAAAGGAGCCAGUGUCCUGUCAGUCUGAGCAGGAGGUUGAAAGGACCUUUGUAGGAGGGAAUUUUCAGCAGCACUUAUACUUGGCUCUGAAAAUAGGAAAUCCAGGUUCAGUGUGUUUUGCACAAACACAGCUCUUACUGUGUUGAAUUCUGAAGCAUUUGGACCAGUCCUGGUUUAACAAGGCCAAUUCUCUAGAUCCUUAUCUCCAGAUCAGAUCAGCUGCCUUAGUCCCCCUCCUGUCUACAUCUGGCAAAGAAAAACUGAAAGAGCAAUGACUCUGUCCCUGUUUGCAUCAGUGUGAUGCUUCAACCUUCCCUUUUAGCCCAACAAGGUAACAUGGAUUUAAGAGAUGAAAAUGUAUCUUAUUAAGUAUAAUUACAAGGUAUUUUACCAGGCAAAUGAAAUAGUCUUUGACUUGGUGUUUUUCCAGUGUUAACAGUCAUUACUUAGCUGUCCCCAAAAAAGAUGCAGGAUAUACACAUUGAUAAACUGUGUGGAGAGACAACCUGACUGCAGUCAUUGGUAUGUGCCAGCUGAUGACACCAUGCAAUAUGUACACAGACAACCUGAGUGAGAAGGAAGAAAAAAAAUAUUACUAUUGACAUUUACAGAGCAAAAUAAAAUCCUGCCUGUUGAGCAGACUGUGGUUAGCCCUAAUCUAAAACAUUCAGCGAACACAAAGGAGAUGAAAAGCUGAACAUUUAAUAUAAGGAAAGAUAUCUUUAUUUUCAAAAAAAAGGAAAAACGUGCAAAGCUGUGGGGUUUUAUAUCAUUAAAAACAAUGGCUAAUAUUUGGCAUCCUUAAAGAAGUAGAAAGAGAUUAAUUUUCCUUAAGAUAAAUCACUUGGAUCGUUAUCAAACAAUCAUUGUCUUGGUUAUGUUAAAAUCCACUCCUUGUCUGGCAUACACAUAUUUAUGAGUGGGAAAUGGCAUAAAAUCAUUACCAGGAGGAAAUGCUGCAUCUCUUCUCUAGAAAAUAGGUGAGAAGAGGCCACUCCCCUGCUACUCUACAACUUUAAAAAGCCACACUACUUACUUAGGCUUUUUUCAAAGAGUAACCUGGGCUGAAGAGAUGAUUUGAGUCCAGCUUAAAUUCCAAAUUUCCAUCUAUAUUCAGUGACAGCAGAAGAUACAUCCAGUCAAACAUUAAUUAUUCCUUAAAGAUAACUGACAUCCAGGAUCCCUCCAACAAAUGGGGCUGGGAAACCCACAGCACGUUAACUCAGCUUGCAGGGCAGCACUACCUGUACUAGGGAUCCUGUUGACUUUUCCACUGCCCAUGCCAAGUCCUCUCAAGGUGGUAACAAUCUCUUCAUGUUUUGUAUGGCACAGGAGUCACACAUCUAAAAGGUGUCUGGAAACAAAGUCAAAGUUCUUGAAGACAGUCUGCUCCUUGUGGGUGAGGAGAGCAACCCUCUCGGGGGGAGUGAGGAUUGGCUUUUGGGAGGUGAACUCUUCAUCAAAGUUGCUGAUGUCUGUUGGAUCUCUCAACGUGGGCACAAAGGGGGGCUUCAGUCUCCUGGCAAGCAAGGCAUCCCAAUCAAUUCCCUGUAAGAGAAGGGAACAAGCCAGAUUGACAAAUGCAGCUGCCAUCAAAUAGACUGACUGGCAAUCACUGCCAUCACUACACAGCAUCUUUGAUGCUGCAGCUUCAUUUAAAAAGGAGUAUUUAUUGAUGUCUCUAAAGUUGGUUGUAUUUGUACAUAGAAGCAGCACAAUCAGAAAUAACAAAGGGGCUCUGGCAGCUUACAGAUCCCAGAAAACACGUGGGAUGCCAUUUCAACUGUGAAUUAAAACACAUAUUCCUGAAUGGAGCAAUGAGGUGCAACAGAAACUAUCACUAAGAUCUCACUAAUGGAAAUAUGCCUCAACACCAACAGAGAGCAAA